Molecule: messenger RNA, 30450 nt
Organism: Closterium sp. NIES-65
Lineage: Eukaryota; Viridiplantae; Streptophyta; Zygnematophyceae; Desmidiales; Closteriaceae
Source: the annotation of a GenBank genome assembly
AUGGGCUUCCUGUGCUUGCGCUUCCUCUGCUUGCGCUCCUCUGCUUGUGCUUCCUCUGCUUGUGCUUCCUCUGCUAGCGCUUCCUCUGCUUGUGCUUCCUCUGCUUGCGCUUCCUCUACUUGUGCUUCCUCUACUUGCGCUUCCUCUGCUUGCGCUUUCUUUGCUUGCGCUUCCUCUACUUGCGCUUCCUCUGCUUGCGCUUCCUAUGCCUGUGCUUCCUCUACUUGCGGUUCCUCUGCUUGUGCUUCCUCUACUUGCGCUUCCUCUGCUUGCGCUACCUUUGCUUGCGCUUCCUCUUCUUGCGCUUCCUCUGCUUGCGCUUCCUCUGCUUGCGCUCCUCUGCUUGUGCUUCCUCUGCUUGUGCCUCGUCUGCUUGUGCUUCCUCUGCUUGCGCUUCCUCUGCUUUUGCUUCCUCUGCUUGCGCUUCCUCUGCUUGUGCUUCCUCUGCUUUUAUGCUUCCUCUACUUGCGCUUCCUCUGCUUGUGCUUCCUCCGCUUGCGCUUCCUCUUCUUGUGCUUCCUUUGCUUGCGCUUCCUCUGCUUGCGCUCCUCUGCUUGUGCUUCCUCUGCUUGUGCUUCCUCUGCUUGUGCUUCCUCUUCUUGCGCUUCCUCUGCUUGUGCUUCCUCUGCUUGCGCUUCCUCGGCUUGUGCUUCCUCUACUUACGCUUCCUCUGCUUGCGCUUCCUCUGCUCGCGCUUCCUUUGCUUGUGCUUCCUCUGCUUGUGCUUCCUCUGCUUGUGCUUCCUCAACUUGCGCUUCCUCUGCUUGCGCUUCCUCUGGUUGUGACUCCUUAGCUUCCGCUUCCUCUGCUUGCGCUUCCUCUGCUUGUGCUUCCUCUUCUUGCGCUUCCUCUGCUUGCGCUUCCUGUGCUUGCGCUCCUCUGCGUGUGCUUCCUCUGCUUGUGCUUCCUCUGCUUGCGCAUCCUCUGCUUGUGCUUCCUCUUGUGUUUCCUAUGCUUGUGCUUCCUCUACUUGCGCUUCCUCUGCUUGAGCUUCCUCUGCUUGCGCUUCCUCUGCUGUUACUUCCUCUGCUUGUGCUUCCUCUGCUUGUGCUUCCUCUGCUUGCGCUCCUCUGCUUGUGCUUCCUCUGCUUGUGCUUCCUCUACUUGCGCAUCCUCUGCUUGUGCUUCCUUUGCAUGCGCUUCCUCUGCGUGUGCUUCCUCUGCUUGCGCUUCCUCUGCUUGCGCUCCUCUGAUUGUGCUUCCUCUGCUUGUGCUUCCUGUGCUUGUGCUUCCUCUUCUUGUGCUUCCUCUGCUUGCGCUUCCUCUGCUUGUUCUUCCUCUACUUAUGCUUCCUCUGCUUGCGCUUCCUCUUCUUGUGCUUCCUCUGCUUGUGCUUCCUCUUCUUGUGCUCCUCUGCUUGUGCUUCCGUUGCUUGUGCUUCCUCUGCUUGUGCUCCCUCUUCUUGCGCUUCCUCUGCUUGUGCUUCCUCUGCUUGCGCUUCCUCUGCUUGUGCUUCCUCUGCUUGUGCUUCCUCUGCUUGUUCUUCCUCUGCUUGCGCUUCCUCUGCUUGCGCUUCCUCUGGUUGUGACUCCUCAGCUUGCGCUUCCUGUGUGUGCGCUUCUUCUACUUGGGCUUCCUCUGCUUGCGCUUCCUGUGCUUGCGCUUCCUCUGCUUGCGCUCCUCUACUUGUGCUUCCUCUGCUUGUGCUUCCUCCGCUUGCGCUUCCUUUGCUUGCGCUUCCUCUGCUUGUGCUUCCUCUGCUUGUGCUCCCUCUGCUUGCCCUUCUUCUGCUAUUGCUUCCUCUGCUUGUGCUUCCUCUUCUUACGCUUCCUGUGCUUGUGCUUCCUCUGCUUGCGCUUGCUCUCCUUACGCUUCCUCUGCUUGAGCUCCUCUGCUUGUACUUCCUCUGCUUGUGCUUCCCCUGCUUGCGCUUCCUCUGCUUGUGCUUCCUCUCCUUGCGCUUCCUCUGCUUGUGCUUCCUCUGAUUGCGCUUCCUCUGCUUGUGCUUCCUCUGCUUGUGCUUCCUCUGCUUGUGCUUCCUCUUCUUGCGCUUCCUCUGCUUGUGCUUCCUCUACUUGCGCUUCCUCUGCUUGUGCUUCCUCUGCUUGUGCUUCCUCUGCAUGUUCUUCCUCUGCUUGCGCUUCCUCUGCUUGCGCUUCCUCUGGUUGUGACUCCUCAGCUUGCGCUUCCUCUGCGUGCGCUUCCUCUGCUUGUGCUUCCUCUGCUUGCGCUUCCUGUGCUUGCGCUUCCUCUGCUUGCGCUCCUCUACUUGUGCUUCCUCUGCUUGUGCUUCCUCUGCUUGCGCUUCCUAUGCUUGUGCUUCCUCUGCUUCCGCUUCCUCUACUUGUGCUUCCUCUGCUUGCGCUUCCUCUGCUUGUGCUUCCUUUGCUUGUGCUUCCUCUGCUUGCGCUUCUUUGCUUGUGCUUCCUAUGCUUGUGCUUGCUCUACUUGCGCUUCCUCUGCUUGUGCUUCCUCUGCUUGCGCUUCUUCUGCUGUUGCUUCCUCUGCUUGUGCUUCCUCUUCUUGCGCUUCCUGUGCUUGUGCUUCCUCUGCUUGCGCUUGCUCUCCUUACGCUUCCUCUGCUUGAGCUCAUCUCCUUGUACUUCCUCUGCUUGUGCUUCCCCUGCUUGCGCUUCCUCUGCUUGUGCUUCCUCUCCUUGCGCUUCCUCUGCUUGUGCUUCCUCUGCUUGGGCUCCUCUGCUUGUGCUUUCUCUGCUUGUGCUUCUUGCUUGUGCUUCCUCUUCUUGCGCUUCCUCUGCUUGUGCUUCCUCUACUUGCGCUUCCUCUGCUUGCGCUUCCUCUGCUUGCGCUUCCUCUUCUUGCGCUUCCUUUGCUUACGCUUCCUUGCUUGUGCUUCCUCCGCUUACGCUUCCUUUGCUUGUGCUUCCUUUGCUUACGCUUCCUCUGCCUGCGCUCCUCUGCUUGUGCUUCCUCUGCUUGUGCUUCCUCUGCUUGCGCUUCCUCUGCUUAUGCUUCCUCUACUUGCGCUUCCUCUGCUUGCGUUCUCUGCUUGCGCUUCCUCUGCUUGCGCUCCUCUGCUUGUGCUUCCUCUGCUUGCGAUUCCUCUGCUUGCGCUUCCUUUGCUUGCGCUUCCUCUGCUUGCGCUCCUCUGCUUGUGCUUCCUGUGCUUGUUCUUCCUUUGCUUGCGCUUCGUCUGCUUGUGCUUCCUAUGCUUGCGCUUCCUCUGCUUGCGCAAAUCCUCUCCUUGCGCUUCCUCUGCUUGCGCUUCCUUUGCUUGCGCUCCUCUACUUGUGCUUCCUCUGCUUGCCCUUCCUCUGCUUGUGCUUCUUGUGCUUGCGCCUCCUCUGCUUGUGCUUCCUCUUCUUGCGCUUCCUCUGCUUGCACUUCCUCUGCAUGCGCUUCCUCUGCUUCUGCUUCCUCUACUUAUGCUUCCUCUGCUUGUGCUUCCUCUGCUUGCACUUCCUCUACUUGUGCUUCCUCUCCUUGCGCUUCCUCUGCUUGCGCUUCCUCUGCUUGCGCUUCAUCUUCUUGCGCUUCCUCUGCUUGCGCUUCCUCUGCUUGCGCUUCCUCUGCUUGCGCUUCCUCUGCUUGCGCCUCCUCUGCUUGGGCUCCUCUAAAUGGGCUUCCAAUGCUUGUGCUUCCUCUACUUGCACUUCGUCUGCUUGUGCUUCCUCUGCUUGCGCUUCCUCUGCUUUCGCUACCCCUACUUGUGCUUCCUAUGCUUGUGCUUCCUCUGCUUGUGCUUCCUAUGCUUGUGCUUCCUCUGCUUGUGCUUCCUCUGCUUGUGCUUCCUCUUCUUGCGCUUCCUCAGCUUGCGCUCCUCUGCUUGCGCUUCCUUUGCUUUGGCUUCCUCUGCUCGUGCUUCCUCUGCUUGUGCUUCCUCUGCUUGCGCUCCUCUGCUUGCGCUUCCUUUGCUUGCGCUUCCUCUGCUUGUGCUACCUCUGCUUGUGCUUCCUACGCUUGUGCUUCCUCUGCUUGUGCUUCCUCUUCUUGCGUUUCCUCUUCUUGUGCUUCCUGUGCUUGCGCUUCCUUUGCUUCCGCUCCUCUGCUUGUGCUUCCUCUGCUUGUGCUUCCUCUGCUAGCGCUUCCUCUGCUUGUGCUUCCUCUACUUGUGCUUCCUCUACUUGUGCUUCCUCUACUUGCGCUUCCUCUGCUUGCUAUUCCUUUGCUUGCGCUUCCUCUACUUGCGCUUCCUCUGAUUGCGCUUCCUAUGCUUGUGCUUCCUCUACUUGCGCUUCCUCUGCUUGUGCUUCCUCUACUUGCGCUUCCUCUGCUUGCGCUUCCUUUGCUUGCGCUUCCUCUGCUUGCGCUUCCUCUGCUUGCGCUUCCUCUGCUUGCGCUCCUCUGCUUGUGCUUCCUCUGCUUGUGCCUCCACUGCUUGUGCUUCCUCUGCUUGCGCUUCCUCUUCUUGUGCUUCCUCUGCUUGUGCUUCCUCUUCUUGUGCUCCUCUGCUUGUGCUUCCUUUGCUUGUGCUUCCUUUGCUUGUGCUCCCUCUUCUUGCGCUUCCUCUGCUUGUGCUUCCUCUGCUUGCGCUUCCUCUACUUGUGCUUCCUCUGCUUGCGCUUCCUCUGCUUGCGCUUCCUCUGCGUGCGCUUCCUCUUCUUGUGCUUCCUCUGCUUGCGCUUCCUGUGCUUGCGCUUCCUCUGCUUGCGCUCCUCUACUUGUGCUUCCUCUGCUUGUGCUUCCUCUGCUUGCGCUUCCUCUGCUUGUGCUUCCUCUGCUUCCGCUUCCUCUACUUGUGCUUCCUCUGCUUGCGCUUCCUCUGCUUGUGCUUCCUUUGCUUGUGCUUCCUCUGCUUGCGCUUUUUGCUUGUGCUUCCUAUGCUUGUGCUUGCUCUACUUGCGCUUCCUCUGCUUGUGCUUCCUCUGCUUGCGCUUCUUCUGCUGUUGCUUCCUCUGCUUGUGCUUCCUCUUCUUGCGCUUCCUGUGCUUGUGCUUCCUCUGCUUGCGCUUGCUCUCCUUACGCUUCCUCUGCUUGAGCUCCUCUGCUUGUACUUCCUCUGCUUGUGCUUCCCCUGCUUGCGCUUCCUCUGCUUGUGCUUCCUCUCCUUGCGCUUCCUCUGCUUGUGCUUCCUCUGCUUGCGCUUCCUCUGCUUGCGCUCCUCUGCUUGUGCUUCCUCUGCUUGUGCUUCUUGCUUGUGCUUCCUCUGCUUGCGCUUCCUCUGCUUGUGCUUCCUCUACUUGCGCUUCCUCUGCUUGCGCUUCCUCUGCUUGUGCUUCCUCUUCUUGCGCUUCCUCUGCUUACACUUCCUUUGCUUGUGCUUCCUCCGCUUACGCUUCCUUUGCUUGUGCUUCCUUUGCUUACGCUUCCUCUGCCUGCGCUCAUCUGCUUGUGCUUCCUCUGCUUGUGCUUCCUCUGCUUGCGCUUCCUCUGCUUAUGCUUCCUCCACUUGCGCUUCCUCUGCUUGCGUUCUCUGCUUGCGCUUCCUCUGCUUGCGCUCCUCUGCUUGUGCUUCCUCUGCUUGCGAUUCCUCUGCUUGCGCUUCCUCUGCUUGCGCUUCCUCUGCUUGCGCUCCUCUGCUUGUGCUUCCUGUGCUUGUGCUUCCUUUGCUUGCACUUCGUCUGCUUGUGCUUCCUCUGCUUGCGCUUCCUCUGCUUGCGCUUCCUCUCCUUGCGCUUCCUCUGCUUGCGCUUCCUUUGCUUGCGCUCCUCCACUUGUGCUUCCUGUGCUUGCCCUUCCUCUGCUUCUGCUUCUUGUGCUUGCGCCUCCUCUGCUUGUGCUUCCUCUUCUUGCGCUUCCUCUGCUUGCACUUCCUCUGCAUGCGCUUCCUCUGCUUGUGCUUCCUCUACUUAUGCUUCCUCUGCUUGUGCUUCCUCUGCUUGCGCUUCCUCUACUUGUGCUUCCUCUGCUUGCGCUUCCUCUGCUUGCGCUUCCUCUGCUUGCGCUUCAUCUGCUUGCGCUUCCUCUGCUUGCGCUUCCUCUGCUUGCGCUUCCUCCGCUUGCGCUUCCUCUGCUUGCGCCUCCUCUGCUUGGGCUCCUCUAAAUGGGCUUCCAAUGCUUGUGCUUCUUCUACUUGCGCUUCCUCUGCUUGUGCUUCCUAUGCUUGUGCUUCCUCUGCUUGUGCUUCCUCUACUUGUGCUUCCUCUGCUUGUGCUUCCUCUGCUUGUGCUUCCUCUUCUUGCGCUUCCUCAGCUUGCGCUCCUCUGCUUGCGCUUCCUUUGCUUUGGCUUCCUCUGCUCGUGCUUCCUCUGCUUAUGCUUCCUCUGCUUGCGCUCCUCUGCUUGCGCUUCCUUUGCUUGCGCUUCCUCUGCUUGUGCUACCUCUGCUUGUGCUUCCUCCGCUUGUGCUUCCUCUGCUUGUGCUUCCUCUUCUUGCGCUUCCUCUUCUUGCGCUUCCUGUGCUUGCGCUUCCUCUGCUUUCGCUCCUCUGCUUGUGCUUCCUCUGCUUGUGCUUCCUCUGCUAGCACUUCCUCUGCUUGUGCUUCCUCUGCUUGCGCUUCCUCUACUUGUGCUUCCUCUUCUUGCGCUUCCUCUGCUUGCGCUUCCUCUCCUUGUGCUUCCUCUGCUUGCGCUUCCUCUGCUUGUGCUUCCUCUGCUUGUGCUUCCUCGAACUUUCGCUUCCUCUGCUUGCGCUUCUUCUGCUUGUGCUUCCUCUUCUUGCGCUUCCUCUGCUUGCGCUUCCUUUGCUUGUGCUCCUCUGCUUGUGCUUCCUCUGCUUGUGCUUCCUCUGCUUGCGCAUCCUCUGCUUGUGCUUCCUCUGCUUGCGCUUCUUUGCUUGUGUUUCCUAUGCUUGUGCUUCCUCUUCUUGCGCUUCCUCUGCUUGCGCUUCCUCUGCUUGCGCUUCCUCUGCUUGUGCUUCCUCUACUUGCGCUCCUCUGCUUAUGCUUCCUCUGCUUGUGCUUCCUCUGCUUGCGCAUCCUCUGCUUGUGCUUCCUCUGCUUGCGCUUCCUCUGUGUGUGCUUCCUCUGCUUGCGCUUCCUCUGCUUGCACUUCCUUUGCUUGCGCUUCCUCUGCUUGUGCUUCCUCUGCUUGUGCUUCCUCUGCUUGUGCUUCCUCUGCUUGCGCUCCUCUGCUUGUGCUUCCUCUGCUUGUGCUUCCUCUGCUUGCACUUCUUUGCUUGUGUUUCCUAUGCUUGUGCUUCCUCUACUUGCGCUUCCUCUGCUUGUGCUUCCUCUGCUUGCGCUUCCUCUGCUGUUGCUUCCUCUGCUUGUGCUUCCUCUUCUUGCGCUUCCUCUGCGUGCGCUUCCUCUGCUUGCGCUUCCUCUGCUUGUGCUUCCUCUGCUUGCGCUCCUCUGCUUGUGCUUCCUCUGCUUGUGCUUCCCCUGCUUGCGCAUCCUCUGCUUGUGCUUCCUCUGCUUGCGCUUCCUCUGCGUGUGCUUCCUCUCCUUGCGCUUCCUCUGCUUUCACUUCCUUUGCUUGCGCUUCCUCUGCUUGUGCUUCCUCUGCUUGCGCUUCCUCUACUUGUGAUUCCACUCCUUGCGCUUCCUCGGCUUGCGCUUCCUCUGAAGGUGCUUCCUUUGCUUGCGCUUCCUCCUCUUGUGCUUCCUCUGCUUGUGCUUCCUCUGCUUGCGCUUCCUUUGCUUGCACUUCCUCUGCUUGUGCUUCCUCUGCUUGCGCUUCCUCUGCUUGCUCUUCCUCUGCUUGUGCUUCGUCUGCUUGCGCUUCCUCUGCUUGUGCUUCCUCUUCUUACGCUUCUUCUGCAUGCGCUUCCACUGCUACUUGCGCUUCCUUUGCUUGUUCUUCCUCUGCUUGUGCUUCCUCUGCUUGUGCUUCCUCUGCUUGUGCUUCCUCUGCAUGUGCUUCCUCUACUUGUGCUUCCUCUAGUUGUGCUUCCUCUGCUUGCGCUUCCUCUGCUUGUGCUUCCUCUUCUUGUGCUUCCUCUGCUUGUGCUUCCUCUGCUUGCGUUUCCUCUGCUUGCGCUCCUCUCCUUGAGCUUCCGCUGCUUGUGCUUUCUCUACUAGCCCUUCCUCUGCUUGCGCUUCCUCUACUUGUGCUUCCUUGCUUGUGCUUCCUCUGCUUGCGCUUCCUCUGCUUGUGCUUCUUCUGCUUGUGCUUCCUCUACUUGCGCUUCCUCUGCUUGUGCUUCCUCUGCUUGCGUUUCCUCUGCUUGCACUUCCUCUGCUUGCGCUCCUCUUCUUGUGCUUCCUCUGCUUGCGCUUCCUCUGCUUGUGCUUCCUCUGCUUGCGCUUCCUCUGCUUGUGCUUCCUUUUCUUGUGCUUCCUCUGCUUGCGCUUCCUCUGCUUGCGCUUCCUCUGGUUGUGACUCCUCUGCUUGCGCUUCCUCUACUUGCGCUUCCUCUACUUGCGCUUCCUCUGCUUGCGCAUCCUCUGCUUGCGCUUCCUUUGGUUGCGCUUCCUCUGCUUGCGCUUCCUCUGCUUGUGCUCCUCUGCUUGUGCUUCCUCUGCUUGUGCUUCCUCUGCUUGUGCAUCCUCUGCUUGUGCUUCCUCUUCUUGCGCUUCCUCUGCUAUUGCUUCCUCUGCUUGCGCUUCCUCUGCUUGCGCUUCCUCUGCUUGCGCUUCCUUUGCUCGCGCUUCCUCUACUUGUGCUUCCUCUGCUUGUGCUUCCUCUGCUUGUGCUUCCUAUGCUUGUGCUUCCUCUACUUGCGCUUCCUCUGCUUGUGCUUCCUCUGCUUGCGCUUCGUCUGCUGUUGCUUCCUCUGCUUGUGCUUCCUCUUCUUGCGCUUCAUGUGCUUGUGCUUCCUCUACUUGCGCUUGCUCUCCUUACGCUUCCUCUGCUUGUGCUUCCUCUGCUUGCUCUGCCUUUGCUUACGCUUCCUCUGCUUGAGCUCCUCUGCUUGUACUUCCUUUGCUUCUGCUUCCCCUGCUUGCGCUUCCUCUGCUUGUGCUUCCUCUGCUUGUGCUUCCUCUCCUUGCGCUUCCUCUGCUUGUGCUUCCUCUGCUUGCGCUUCCUCUGCUUGAGCUCCUCUUCUUGUGCUUCCUCUGCUUGUGCUUCCUCUGCUAGCGCUUCCUCUGCUGGUGCUUCCUCUGCUUGCGCUUCCUCUACUUGUGCUUCCUCUACUUGCGCUUCCUCUACUUGCGCUUCCUCUGCUUGCGCUUCCUCUACUUGCGCUUCCUCUGCUUGCGCUUCCUCUGCUUGUGCUUCCUCUACUUGCGCUUCCUCUGCUUGUGCUUCCUCUACUUGCGCUUCCUCUGCUUGCGCUUCCUUUGCUUGCGCUUCCUCUGCUUGUGCUUCCUCUGCUUCCGCUUCCUCUGCUUGCGCUCCUCUGCUUGUGCUUCCUCUGCUUGUGCCUCGUCUGCUUGUGCUUCCUCUGCUUGCGCUUCCUCUGCUUGUGCUUCCUCGCUUGCGCUUCCUCUGCUUGUGCUUCCUCGAACUUGUGCUUCCUCUUCUUGCGCUUCCUCUGCUUGCGCUUCCUCUGCCUGCGCUUCUUCUGCUUGUGCUUCAUCUACUUGCGCUUCCUCUGCUUGUGCUUCCUCUUUUUGCGUUUCCUCUGCUUGCACUUCCUUUGCUUGCGCUCCUCUUCUUGUGCUUCCUCUGCUCAUGCUUCCUCUGCUUGCGCUUCCUCUGCUUGUGCUUCCUCCGCUUGCGCUUCCUCUUCUUGUGCUUCCUUUGCUUGCGCUUCCUCUGCUUGCGCUCCUCUGCUUGCGCUUCCUCUGCUUGUGCUUCCUUUGAUAACGCUUCCUCUGCUUGCGCUUCCUCUGCUUGCGCUUCCUCUGCUUGUGCUUCCUCAGCUUGUGCUUCCUCUGCUUGUGCUUCCUCAACUUGCGCUUCCUCUGCUUGCGGUUCCUCUGGUUGUGACUCCUCAGCUUCCGCUUCCUCUGCUUGCGCUUCCUCUGCUUGUGCUUCCUCUUCUUGCGCUUCCUCAGCUUGCGCUUCCUCUGCUUGCGCUCCUCUGCUUGUGCGUCCUCUGCUUGUGCUUCCUCUGCUUGCGCCUCCUCUGCUUGUGCUUACUCUGCUUGCGCUUCCUCUGCUUGUGCUUCCUUUGCUUGUGCUUCCUCUGCUUGCGCUUCCUCUGCUGUUGCUUCGUCUGCUUGUGCUUCCGCUUCUUGCGCUUCCUCUGCUUGCGAUUCCUCUUCUUGCGCUUCCUCUGCUUGUGCUUCCUCUGCUUGCGCUCCUCUGCUUGUGCUUCCUCUGCUUAUGCUUCCUCUGCUUGCGCAUCCUCUGCCAUUGCUUCCUCUGCUUGCGCUUCCUCUGCGUGUGCUUCCUCUGCUUGCGCUUCCUCUGCUUGCGCUCCUCUGCUUGUGCUUCCUCUGCUUGUGCUUCCUCUUCUUGUGCUCCCUCUUCUUGCGCUUCCUCUGCUUGUGCUUCCUCUGCUUGCGCUUCCUUUGCUUGUUCUUCCUCUGCUUAUGCUUCCUCUGCUUGCGCUUCCUCUUCUUGUGCUUCCUCUGCUUGCGUUUCCUCCGCUUGCGCUCCUCUGCUUGUGCUUCCUCUGCUUGUGCUUCCUCUGCUUGUGCUUCCUCUUCUUGCGCUUCCUCUGCUUGUGCUUCCUCUGCUUGCGCUUCCUCUGCUUGUGCUUCCUCUGCUUGUGCUUCCUCUGCUUGUUCUUCCUCUGCUUGCGCUUCCUCUGCUUGCGCUUCCUGUGGUUGUGACUCCUCAGCUUGCGCUUCCUCUGCGUGCACUUCCUCUGCUUGUGCUUCCUUUGCUUGCGCUUCCAGUGCUUGCGCUUCCUCUGCUUGCGCUCCUCUACUUGUGCUUCCUCUGCUUGUGCUUCCUCUGCUUGCACUUCCUCUGCUUGUGCUUCCUCUGCUUCCGCUUCCUCUACUUGUGCUUCCUCUGCUUGCGCUUCCUCUGCUUGUGCUUCCUCUGCUUGUGCUUCCUCUGCUUGCGCUUCUUUGCUUCUGCUUCCUAUGCUUGUGCUUCUUCUACUUGCGCUUCCUCUGCUUGUGCUUCCUCUGCUUGCGCUUCCUGUGCUGUUGCUUCCUCUGCUUGUGCUUCCUCUUCUUGCGCUUCCUGUGCUUGUGCUUCCUCUGCUUGCGCUUGCUCUGCUUGCGCCUCCUCUGCUUGGGCUCCUCUAAAUGGGCUUCCUAUGCUUGUGCUUCCUCUUCUUGCGCUUCCUUGCUUCCUCUUCUUGCGCUUCCUCUGCUUGCGCUUCCUCUGCUGUUGCUUCGUCUGCUUGUGCUUCCGCUUCUUGCGCUUCCUCUGCUUGCGAUUCCUCUGCUUGCGCUUCCUUUGCUUGUGCUUCCUCUGCUUGCGCUCCUCUGCUUGUGCUUCCUCUGCUUGUGCUUCCUCUGCUUGCGCAUCCUCUGCUAUUGCUUCCUCUGCUUGCGCUUCCUCUGCGUGUGCUUCCUUUGCUUGCGCUUCCUCUGCUUGCGCUCCUCUGCUUGUGCUUCCUCUGCUUGUGCUUCCUCUGCUUGUGCUUCCUCUUCUUGCGCUUCCUCUGCUUGUGCUUCCUCUGCUUGCGCUUCCUUUGCUUGUUCUUCCUCUGCUUAUGCUUCCUCUGCUUGCGCUUCCUCUUCUUGUGCUUCCUCUGCUUGCGUUUCCUCUGCUUGCGCUCCUCUUCUUGUGGGUCCUCUGCUUGUGCUUCCUCUGCUUGUGCUUCCUCUGCUUGCGCUUCCUCUGCGUGUGCUUCCUCUGCUUGCGCUUCCUCUGCUUGCGCUCCUCUGCUUGUGCUUCCUCUGCUUGUGCUUCCUCUGCUUGUGCUUCCUCUUCUUGCGCUUCCUCUGCUUGUGCUUCCUCUGCUUGCGCUUCCUUUGCUUGUUCUUCCUCUGCUUAUGCUUCCUCUGCUUGCGCUUCCUCUUCUUGUGCUUCCUCUGCUUGCGUUUCCUCUGCUUGCGCUCCUCUUCUUGUGCUUCCUCUGCUUGUGCUUCCUCUGCUUGUGCUUCCUCUUCUUGCGCUUCCUCUGCUUGUGCUUCCUCUGCUUGCGCUUCCUCUGCUUGUGCUUCCUCUGCUUGUGCUUCCUCUGCUUGUUCUUCCUCUGCUUGCGCUUCCUCUGCUUGCGCUUCCUGUGGUUGUGACUCCUCACCUUGCGCUUCCUCUGCGUGCACUUCCUCUGCUUGUGCUUCCUCUGCUUGCGCUUCCUGUGCUUGCGCUUCCUCUGCUUGCGCUCCUCUACUUGUGCUUCCUCUGCUUCUGCUUCCUCUGCUUGCACUUCCUCUACUUGUGCUUCCUCUGCUUCCGCUUCCUCUACUUGUGCUUCCUCUGCUUGCGCUUCCUCUGCUUGUGCUUCCUCUGCUUGUGCUUCCUCUGCUUGCGCUUCUUUUCUUGUGCUUCCUAUGCUUGUGCUUCUUCUACUUGCGAUUCCUCUGCUUGUGCUUCCUCUGCUUGCGCUUCCUCUGCUGUUGCUUCCUCUGCUUGUGCUUCCUCUUCUUGCGCUUCCUCUUGUACUUCCUCUGCUUGUGCUUCCCCUGCUUGCGCUUCCUCUGCUUGUGCUUCCUCUCCUUGCGCUUCCUCUGCUUGUGCUUCCUCUGCUUGCGCUUCCUCUGCUCUCGCUCCUCUGCUUGUGCUUCAUCUGCUUGUGCUUCUUGCUUGUGCUUCCUCUGCUUGCGCUUCCUCUGCUUGUGCUUCCUCUACUUGUGUUCCUCUGCUUGCGCUUCCUCUGCUUGCGCUUCCUCUUCUUGCGCUUCCUCUGCUUACGCUUCCUCUGCUUGUGCUUCCUCUGCUUACUCUUCCUUUGCUUACGCUUUCUCUGCCUGCGCUCCUCUGCUUGUGCUUCCUGUGCUUGUGCUUCCUCUGCUUGCGCUUCCUCUGCUUGCGCUUCCUCUCCUUGCGCUUCCUCUGCUUGCGCUUCCUUUGCUUGCGCUUCCUCUACUUGCGCUUCCUCUGCUUGUGCUUCCUGUGCUUGUGCUUCCUCUGCUUGCGCUUCCUCUGCUUGCGCUUCCUCUGCUUGUGCUUCCUCUGCUUGCGCUUUCUCUGCUUGUGCUUCCUGUGCUUGCGCCUCCUCUGCUUGUGCUUCCUCUUCUUGCACUUCCUCUGCUUGCACUUCCUCUGCAUGCGCUUCCUCUGCUUGUGCUUCCUCUGCUUAUGCUUCCUCUGCUUGUGCUUCCUCUGCUUGCGCUUCCUCUACUUGUGCUUCCUCUGCUUGCGCUUCCUCUGCUUGCGCUUCCUCUGCUUGCGCUUCCUCUACUUGCGCUUCCUGUGCUUGCGCUUCCUCUGCUUGCGCCUCCUCUGCUUGGGCUCCUCUAAAUGGGCUUCCUGUGCUUGUGCUUCCUCUACUUGCGCUUCCUCUGCUUGUGCUUCAUCUGCUUGCGCUUCCUCUGCUUGUGCUUCGUCUGCUUCCGCUUCCUCUGCUUGUGCUUCCUCUGCUUGCGCUUCCUCUGCUUUCGCUACCUCUGCUUGUGCUUCCUAUGCUUUUGCUUCCUCUGCUUAUGCUUCCUAUGCUUGUGCUUCCUCUACUUGUGCUUCCUCUACUUGUGCUUCCUCUGCUUGUGCUUCCUCUUCUUGCGCUUCCUCUGCUUGCGCUCCUCUGCUUGCGCUUCCUUUGCUUUGGCUUCCUCUGCUUGUGCUUCCUCUGCUUGUGCUUCCUCUGCUCCGCUUCCUCUGCUUGUGCUUCCUCUGCUUGCGCUUCCUCUACUUGUGCUUCCUCUACUUGCACUUCCUCUACUUGUGCUUCCUAUGCUUGUGCUUCCUCUACUUGCGCUUCCUCUGCUUGCGCUUCGUUUGCUUGCGCUUCCUGUGCUUGCGCUUCCUCUGCUUGCGCUUCCUCUACUUGCGCUCCUCUGCUUGUGCUUCCUCUGCUUGUGCCUCCUCUUCUUGUGCUUGCUCUGCUUGCGCUUCCUCUGCUUGUGCUUCCUCUGCUUGCACUUCCUCUGCUUGUGCUUCCUCUGCUUGUGCUUCCUCGAAAUGGGCUUCCUCUUCAUGUGCUUCCUCUGCUUGCGCUUCUUCUGCUUGUGCUUCCAUAGCUUGUGCUUCCUCUGCUUGCGCUUCCUCUGCUUGCGCUUCCUCUACUUGCGCUUCUUCUGCUUGUGCUUCAUCUACUUGCGCUUCCUCUGCUUGUGCUUCCUCUUUUUGCAUUUCCUCUGCUUGCACUUCCUCUGCUUGCGCUCCUCUGCUUGUGCUUCCUUUGCUUGUGCUUCCUCUGCUUGCGCAUCGUCUGCUUGUGCUUCCUCUGCUUGCGCUUCCUCUGCGUGUGCUUCCUCUGCUUGCGCUUCCUCUGCUUGCAUUUCCUUUGCUUGCGCUUCCUCUGCUUGUGCUUCCUCUGCUUGCGCUUCUUUGCUUGUGUUUCCUAUGCUUGUGCUUCCUCUACUUGCGCUUCCUCUGCUUGUGCUUCCUCUGCUUGCGCUUCCUCUGCUGUUUCUUCCUCUUCUUGUGCUUCCUCUGCUUGCGCUUCCUCUGCUUGCGCUUCCUCUGCUUGUGCUUCCUCUGCUUGCGCUCCUCUGCUUGUGCUUCCUUUGCUUGUGCUUCCUCUGCUUGCGCAUCGUCUGCUUGUGCUUCCUCUGCUUGCGCUUCCUCUGUGUGUGCUUCCUCUGCUUGCGCUUCCUCUGCUUGCAUUUCCUUUGCUUGCGCUUCCUCUGCUUGUGCUUCCUCUGCUUGCGCUUCCUCUGCUUGCGCUUCCUCUACUUGUGCUUCCACUCCUUGCGCUUCCUCUGCUUGCGCUUCCUCUUCUAAUGCUACCUCUGCUUGUGCUUCCUCUGCUUGCGCUUCCUUUGCUUGCACUUCCUAUGCUUCUGCUUCCUCUUUUUGCGCUUCCUCUGCUUGUGCUUCCUCCGCUUGCGCUUCCUCUUCUUGUGCUUCCUCCGCUUACGCUUGCUCUGCUUGCGCUUCCUUUUUCGCGCUUCCUCUGCUUGUGCUUACUCUGCUUGUGCUUCCUCUGCUUGUGCUUCCUCAACUUGCGCUUCCUCUGCUUGCGCUUCCUCUGGUUGUGACUCCUGAGCUUCCGCUUCCUCUGCUUGCGCUUCCUCUUCUUGCGCUUCCUCUACUUGCGCUUCCUCUGCUUGCGCUCCUCUACUUGUGCUUCCUCUGCUUGUGCUUCCUCUCCUUGCGCAUCCUCUGCUUGUGCUUCCUCUGCUUCCGCUUCCUCUACUUGUGCUUCCUCUGCUUGCGCUUCCUCUGCUUGUGCUUCCUCUGCUUGUGCUUCCUCUGCUUGCGCUUCUUUGCUUGUGUUUCCUAUGCUUGUGCUUCCUCUACUUGCGCUUCCUCUGCUUGUGCUUCCUCUGCUUGCGCUUCCUCUGCUGUUGCUUCCUCUUCUUGUGCUUCCUUUGCUUGCGCUUCCUCUGCUUGCGCUUCCUCUGCUUGUGCUUCCUCUGCUUGCGCUCCUCUGCUUGUGCUUCCUUUGCUUGUGCUUCCUCUGCUUGCGCAUCGUCUGCUUGUGCUUCCUCUGCUUGCGCUUCCUCUACGUGUGCUUCCUCUGCUUGCGCUUCCUCUGCUUGCAUUUCCUUUGCUUGCGCUUCCUCCGCUUGUGCUUCCUCUGCUUGCGCUUCCUCUGCUUGCGCUUCCUCUACUUGUGCUUCCACUCCUUGCGCUUCCUCUGCUUGCGCUUCUUCUGAAGGUGCUUCCUUUGCUUGCGCUUCCUCUUCUUGUGCUACCUCUGCUUGUGCUUCCUCUGCUUGCGCUUCCUUUGCUUGCACUUCCUCUGCUUGUGCUUUCUCUGCUUGCCCUUCCUCUGCUUGUGCUUUCUCUGCUUGUGCUUCCUUUGCUUGCGUUUCCUCUGCUUGUGCUUCUUCAGCUUGCGCUUCCUUUGCUUGUUCUUCCUCUACUUGUGCUUCCUCUGCUUGUGCUUCCUCUGCUUGUGCUUCCUCUGCAUGUGCUUCCUCUACUUGUGCUUCCUGUGCUUGUGCUUCCUCUGCUUGCGCUUCCUCUGCUUGUGCUUCCUCUGCUUUUGCUUCCUUUGCUUGUGCUUCCUCUGCUUGCGCUUCCUCUGCUUGCGCUCCUCUCCUUGUGCUUCCUCUGCUUGUGCUUCCUCUGCUUACGCUUCCUCUGCUUGCGCUUCCUCUACUUGUGCUUCCUUGCUUGUGCUUCCUCUGCUUGCGCUUCCUCUGCUUGUGCUUCUUCUGCUUGUGCUUCCUCUACUUUCGCUUCCUCUGCUUGUGCUUCCUCUACUUCCGUUUCCUCUGCUUGCACUUCCUCUGCUUGCGCUCCUCUUCUUGUGCUUCCUCAGCUUGUGCUUCCUCUGCUUGCGCUUCCUCUGGUUGUGCUUCCUCCGCUUGCGCUUCCUCUUCUUGUGCUUCCUCUGCUUGCGCUUCCUCUGCUUGCGCUCCUCUGCUUGUGCUUCCUCUGCUUGUGCUCCCUCUUUUUACGCUUCCUCUGCUUGUGCUUCCUCUACUUGCGCUUCCUCUGCUUGUGCUUCCUCUGCUUACGCUUCCUCUGCUUGCGCUUCCUCUGCUCGCGCUUCCUCCGCUUGUGCUUCCUCUGCUUGUGCUUCCUCUUCUUGUGCUUCCUCUGCUUGUGCUUCCUCUGCUUGUGCUUCCUCUUCUUGUGCUUCCUCUGCUUGCGCUUCCUCUUCUUGCGCUUCCUAUGCUUGCGCUUCCUGUGCUUGCGCUCCUCUGCUUGUGCUUCCUCUGCUUGUGCUUUCUCUGCUAGCGCUUCCUCUGCUGGUGCUUCCUCUGCUUGCGCUUCCUCUACUUGUGCUUCCUCUACUUGCGCUUCCUCUGCUUGCGCUUCCUCUGCUUGCGCUUCCUCUACUUGCGCUUCCUCUGCUUGCGCUUCCUAUGCUUUUGCUUCCUCUACUUGCGCUUCCUCUGCUUGUGCUUCCUCUACUUGCGCUUCCUCUGCUUGCGCUUCCUUUGCUUGCGCUUCCUCUGCUUGCGCUUCCUCUGCUUGUUCUUCCUCUGCUUGCGCUCCUCUGCUUGUGCUUCCUCUGCUUGUGCCUCGUCUGCUUGUGCUUCCUCUGCUUGCGCUUCCUCUGCUUGUGCUUCCUCUGCUUGCGCUUCCUCUGCUUGUGCUUCCUCGAACUUGUGCUUCCUCUUCUUGCGCUUCCUCUGCUUGCGCUUCCUCUGCCUGCGCUUCUUCUGCUUGUGCUUCAUCUACUUGCGCUUCCUCUGCUUGUGCUUCCUCUUUUUGCGUUUCCUCUGCUUGCACUUACUUUGCUUGCGCUCCUCUUCUUGUGCUUCCUCUGCUCAUGCUUCCUCUGCUUGCGCUUCCUCUGCUUGUGCUUCCUCCGCUUGCGCUUCCUCUUCUUGUGCUUCCUUUGCUUGCGCUUCCUCUGCUUGCGCUCCUCUGCUUGUGCUUCCUCUGCUUGUGCUUCCUCUGCUUGUGCUUCCUCUUCUUGCGCUUCCUCUGCUUGUGCUUCCUCUGCUUGCGCUUCCUCUGCUUGUGCUUCCUUUGCUCACGCUUCCUCUGCUUGCGCUUCCUCUGCUUGUGCUUCCUCAGCUUGUGCUUCCUCUGCUUGUGCUUCCUCAACUUGCGCUUCCUCUGCUUGCGAUUCCUCUGCUUGCGCUUCCUCUGCUUGCGCUCCUCUGCUUGUGCUUCCUCUGCUUGUGCUUCCUCUGCUUGCGCAUCCUCUGCUUGUGCUUCCUCUGCUUCCGCUUCCUCUACUUGUGCUUACUCUGCUUGCGCUUCCUCUGCUUGUGCUUCCUUUGCUUGUGCUUCCUCUGCUUGCGCUUCCUCUGCUAUUGCUUCGUCUGCUUGUGCUUCCGCUUCUUGCGCUUCCUCUGCUUGCGAGUCCUCUUCUUGCGCUUCCUCUGCUUGUGCUUCCUCUGCUUGCGCUCCUCUGCUUGUGCUUCCUCUGCUUGUGCUUCCUCUGCUUGCGCAUCCUCUGCUAUUGCUUCCUCUGCUUGCGCUUCCUCUGCGUGUGCUUCCUCUGCUUGCGCUUCCUCUGCUUGCGCUCCUCUGCUUGUGCUUCCUCUGCUUGUGCUUCCUCUGCUUGUGCUCCCUCUUCUUGCGCUUCCUCUGCUUGUGCUUCCUCUGCUUGCGCUUCCUUUGCUUGUUCUUCCUCUGCUUAUGCUUCCUCUGCUUGCGCUUCCUCUUCUUGUGCAUCCUCUGCUUGCGCUCCUCUGCUUGUGCUUCCUCUGCUUUUGCUUCCUCUGCUUGUGCUUCCUCUUCUUGCGCUUCCUCUGCUUGUGCUUCCUCUGCUUGCGCUUCCUCUGCUCGUGCUUCCUCUGCUUGUGCUUCCUCUGCUUGUUCUUCCUCUGCUUGCGCUUCCUCUGCUUGCGCUUCCUGUGGUUGUGACUCCUCAGCUUGCGCUUCCUCUGCGUGCACUUCCUCUGCUUGCGCUUCCUGUGCUUGCGCUUCCUCUGCUUGCGCUCCUCUACUUGUGCUUCCUCUUCUUGUGCUUCCUCUGCUUGCACUUCCUCUGCUUGUGCUUCCUCUGCUUCCGCUUCCUCUACUUGUGCUUCCUCUGCUUGCGCUUCCUCUGCUUGUGCUUCCUCUGCUUGUGCUUCCUCUGCUUGCGCUUCCUCUGCUGUUGCUUCCUCUGCUUGUGCUUCCUCUUCUUGCGCUUCCUGUGCUUGUGCUUCCCCUGCUUGCGCUUGCUCUCCUUACGCUUCCUUUGCUUGAGCUCCUGUGCUUGUACUUCCUCUGCUUGUGCUUCCCCUGCUUGCGCUUCCUCUGCUUGUGCUUCCUCUCCUUGCGCUUCCUCUGCUUGUGCUUCCUCUGCUUGCGCUUCCUCUGCUUUCGCUCCUCUGCUUGUGCUUCAUCUGCUUGUGCUUCUUGCUUGUGCUUCCUCUGUUUGCGCUUCCUCUGCUUGUGCUUCCUCUACUUGCGCUUCCUCUGCUUGCGCUUCCUCUGCUUGCGCUUCCUCUUCUUGCGCUUCCUCUGCUUACGCUUCCUCUGCUUGUGCUUCUUCUGCUUGCUCUUCCUUUGCUUACGCUUUCUCUGCCUGCGCUCCUCUGCUUGUGCUUCCUGUGCUUGUGCUUCCUCUGCUUGCGCUUCCUCUGCUUGCGCUUCCUCUCCUUGCGCUUCCUCUGCUUGCGCUUCCUGUGCUUGCGCCUCCUCUGCUUGUGCUUCCUCUUCUUGCACUUCCUCUGCUUGCACUUCCUCUGCAUGCGCUUUCUCUGCUUGCGCUUCCUCUGCUUAUGCUUCCUCUGCUUGUGCUUCCUCUGCUUGCGCUUCCUCUACUUGUGCUUCCUCUGCUUGCGCUUCCUCUGCUUGCGCUUCCUCUGCUUGCGCUUCCUCUGCUUGCGCUUCCUCUGCUUGCGCUUCCUCUGCUUGCGCCUCCUCUGCUUGGGCUCCUCUAAAUGGGCUUCCUGUGCUUGUGCUUCCUCUACUUGCACUUCCUCUGCUUGUGCUUCUUCUGCUUGCACUUCCUUUGCUUGUGCUUCGUCUGCUUCUGCUUCCUCUGCUUGUGCUUCCUCUGCUUGCGCUUCCUCUGCUUUCGCUACCUCUGCUUGUGCUUCCUAUGCUUGUGCUUCCUCUGCUUGUGCUUCCUAUGCUUGUGCUUCCUCUACUUGUGCUUCCUCUACUUGUGCUUCCUCUGCUUGUGCUUCCUCUUCUUGCGCUUCCUCUGCUUGCGCUUCCUCUGCUGUUGCUUCGUCUGCUUGUGCUUCCGCUUCUUGCGCUUCCUCUGCUUGCGAUUCCUCUGCUUGCGCUUCCUUUGCUUGUGCUUCCUCUGCUUGCGCUCCUCUGCUUGUGCUUCCUCUGCUUGUGCUUCCUCUGCUUGCGCAUCCUCUGCUAUUGCUUCCUCUGCUUGCGCUUCCUCUGCGUGUGCUUCCUCUGCUUGCGCUUCCUCUGCUUGCGCUCCUCUGCUUGUGCUUCCUCUGCUUGUGCUUCCUCUGCUUGUGCUUCCUCUUCUUGCGCUUCCUCUGCUUGUGCUUCCUCUGCUUGCGCUUCCUUUGCUUGUUCUUCCUCUGCUUAUGCUUCCUCUGCUUGCGCUUCCUCUUCUUGUGCUUCCUCUGCUUGCGUUUCCUCUGCUUGCGCUCCUCUGCUUGUGCUUCCUCUGCCUGUGCUUCCUCUGCUUGUGCUUCCUCUUCUUGCGCUUCCUCUGCUUGUGCUUCCUCUGCUUGCGCUUCCUCUACUUGUGCUUCCUCUGCUUGUGCUUCCUCUGCUUGUUCUUCCUCUGCUUGCGCUUCCUCUGCUUGCGCUUCCUGUGGUUGUGACUCCUCAGCUUGCGCUUCCUCUGCGUGCACUUCCUCUGCUUUUGCUUCCUCUGCUUGCGCUUCCUGUGCUUGCGCUUCCUCUGCUUGUGCUUCUCUACUUGUGCUUCCUCUGCUUGUGCUUCCUCUGCUUGCACUUCCUCUGCUUGUGCUUCCUCUGCUUCCGCUUCCUCUACUUGUGCUUCCUCUGCUUGCGCUUCCUCUGCUUGUGCUUCCUCUGCUUGUGCUUCCUCUGCUUGCGCUUCUUUGCUUCUGCUUCCUAUGCUUGUGCUUCUUCUACUUGCGAUUCCUCUACUUGUGCUUCCUCUGCUUGCGCUUCCUCUGCUGUUGCUUCCUCUGCUUGUGCUUCCUCUUCUUGCGCUUCCUGUGCUUGUGCUUCCUCUGCUUGCUCUUCCUCUGCUUGUGCUUCCUCUGCUUGCGCUUCCUCUACUUGUGCUUCCUCUGCUUGCGCUUCCUCUGCUUGCGCUUCCUCUGCUUGCGCUUCCUCUGCUUGCGCUUCCUCUGCUUGCGCUUCCUCUGCUUGCGCCUCCUCUGCUUGGGCUCCUCUAAAUGGGCUUCCUGUGCUUGUGCUUCCUCUACUUGCACUUCCUCUGCUUGUGCUUCUUCUGCUUGCACUUCCUUUGCUUGUGCUUCGUCUGCUUCUGCUUCCUCUGCUUGUGCUUCCUCUGCUUGCGCUUCCUCUGCUUUCGCUACCUCUGCUUGUGCUUCCUAUGCUUGUGCUUCCUCUGCUUGUGCUUCCUAUGCUUGUGCUUCCUCUACUUGUGCUUCCUCUACUUGUGCUUCCUCUGCUUGUGCUUCCUCUUCUUGCGCUUCCUCUGCUUGCGCUUCCUCUGCUGUUGCUUCGUCUGCUUGUGCUUCCGCUUCUUGCGCUUCCUCUGCUUGCGAUUCCUCUGCUUGCGCUUCCUUUGCUUGUGCUUCCUCUGCUUGCGCUCCUCUGCUUGUGCUUCCUUUGCUUGUGCUUCCUCUGCUUGCGCAUCCUCUGCUAUUGCUUCCUCUGCUUGCGCUUCCUCUGCGUGUGCUUCCUCUGCUUGCGCUUCCUCUGCUUGCGCUCCUCUGCUUGUGCUUCCUCUGCUUGUGCUUCCUCUGCUUGUGCUUCCUCUUCUUGCGCUUCCUCUGCUUGUGCUUCCUCUGCUUGCGCUUCCUUUGCUUGUUCUUCCUCUGCUUAUGCUUCCUCUGCUUGCGCUUCCUCUUCUUGUGCUUCCUCUGCUUGCGUUUCCUCUGCUUGCGCUCCUCUGCUUGUGCUUCCUCUGCCUGUGCUUCCUCUGCUUGUGCUUCCUCUUCUUGCGCUUCCUCUGCUUGUGCUUCCUCUGCUUGCGCUUCCUCUGCUUGUGCUUCCUUUGCUUGUGCUUCCUCUGCUUGUUCUUCCUCUGCUUGCGCUUCCUCUGCUUGCGCUUCCUGUGGUUGUGACUCCUCAGCUUGCGCUUCCUCUGCAUGCACUUCCUCUGCUUGUGCUUCCUCUGCUUGCGCUUCCUGUGCUUGCGCUUCCUCUGCUUGCGCUUCUCUACUUGUGCUUCCUCUGCUUGUGCUUCCUUUGCUUGCACUUCCUUUGCUUGUGCUUCCUCUGCUUCCGCUUCCUCUACUUGUGCUUCCUCUGCUUGCGCUUCCUCUGCUUGUGCUUCCUCUGCUUGUGCUUCCUCUGCUUGCGCUUCUUUGCUUCUGCUUCCUAUGCUUGUGCUUCUUCUACUUGCGAUUCCUCUGCUUGUGCUUCCUCUGCUUGCGCUUCCUCUGCUGUUGCUUCCUCUGCUUGUGCUUCCUCUUCUUGCGCUUCCUCUUGUACUUCCUCUGCUUGUGCUUCCCCUGCUUGCGCUUCCUCUGCUUGUGCUUCCUCUCCUUGCUCUUCCUCUGCUUGUGCUUCCUCUGCUUGCGCUUCCUCUCCUUGCGCUUCCUCUGCUUGCGCUUCCUUUGCUUGCGCUUCCUCUGCUUGCGCUUCCUCUGCUUGUGCUUCCUGUGCUUGUGCUUCCUCUGCUUGCGCUUCCUCUGCUUGCGCUUCCUCUGCUUGUGCUUCCUCUGCUUGCGCUUUCUCUGCUUGUGCUUCCUGUGCUUGCGCCUCCUCUGCUUGUGCUUCUUCUUCUUGCACUUCCUCUGCUUGCACUUCCUCUGCAUGCGCUUCCUCUGCUUGUGCUUCCUCUGCUUAUGCUUCCUCUGCUUGUGCUUCCUCUGCUUGCGCUUCCUCUACUUGUGCUUCCUCUGCUUGCGCUUCCUCUGCUUGCGCUUCCUCUGCUUGCGCUUCCUCUGCUUGCGCUUCCUCUGCUUGCGCUUCCUCUGCUUGCGCCUCCUCUGCUUGGGCUCCUCUAAAUGGGCUUCCUGUGCUUGUGCUUCCUCUACUUGCGCUUCCUCUGCUUGUGCUUCUUCUGCUUGCGCUUCCUCUGCUUGUGCUUCGUCUGCUUCCGCUUCCUCUGCUUGUGCUUCCUCUGCUUGCGCUUCCUCUGCUUUCGCUACCUCUGCUUGUGCUUCCUAUGCUUUUGCUUCCUCUACUUGUGCUUCUUAUGCUUGUGCUUCCUCUACUUGUGCUUCCUCUACUUGUGCUUCCUCUGCUUGUGCUUCCUCUUCUUGCGCUUCCUCUGCUUGCGCUCCUCUGCUUGCGCUUCCUUUGCUUUGGCUUCCUCUGCUUGUGCUUCCUCUGCUUGUGCUUCCUCUGCUCGUGCUUCCUCUGCUUGUGCUUCCUCUGCUUGCGCUCCUCUGCUUGCGCUUCCUUUGCUUGGGCUUCCUCUGCUUGUGCUGCCUCUACUUGUGCUUCCUCCGCUUGUGCUUCCUCUGCUUGUGCUUCCUCUGCUUGCGCUUCCUCUUCUUGCGCUUCCUAUGCUUGCGCUUCCUGUGCUUGCGCUCCUCUGCUUGUGCUUCCUCUGCUUGUGCUUCCUCUGCUAGCGCUUCCUCUGCUUGUGCUUCCUCUGCUUGCGCUUCCUCUACUUGUGCUUCCUCUACUUGCGCUUCCUCUGCUUGCGCUUCCUCUGCUUGCGCUUCCUCUACUUGCGCUUCCUCUGCUUGCGCUUCCUAUGCUUGUGCUUCCUCUACUUGCGCUUCCUCUGCUUGUGCUUCCUCUACUUGCGCUUCCUCUGCUUGCGCUUCGUUUGCUUGCGCUUCCUGUGCUUGCGCUCCCUUUGCUUGCGCUUCCUCUACUUGCGCUCCUCUGCUUGUGCUUCCUCUGCUUGUGCCUCCUCUGCUUGUGCUUGCUCUGCUUGCGCUUCCUCUGCUUGUGCUUCCUCUGCUUGCACUUCCUCUGCUUGUGCUUCCUCUGCUUGUGCUUCCUCGAAAUGGGCUUCCUCUUCAUGUGCUUCCUCUGCUUGCGCUUCUUCUGCUUGUGCUUCCAUAGCUUGUGCUUCCUCUGCUUGCGCUUCCUCUGCUUGCGCUUCCUCUACUUGCGCUUCUUCUGCUUGUGCUUCAUCUACUUGCGCUUCCUCUGCUUGUGCUUCCUCUUUUUGCAUUUCCUCUGCUUGCACUUCCUCUGCUUGCGCUCCUCUGCUUGUGCUUCCUCUGCUUAUGCUUCCUCUGCUUGCGCUUCCUCUGCUUUUGCUUCCUCCGCUUGCUCUUCCUCUUCUUGUGCUUCCUUUGCUUGCGCUUCCUCUGCUUGCGCUCCUCUGCUUGUGCUUCCUCUGCUUGUGCUUCCUCUACUUGUGCUUCAUCUUCUUGCGCUUCCUCUGCUUGUGCUUCCUCUGCUUGCGCUUCCUCUUCUUGUGCUUCCUCUGCUUACGCUUCCUCUGCUUGCGCUUCCUCUGCUCGCGCUUCCUCUGCUUGUGCUUACUCUGCUUGUGCUUCCUCUGCUUGUGCUUCCUCAACUUGCGCUUCCUCUGCUUGCGCUUCCUCUGGUUGUGACUCCUCAGCUUCCGCUUCCUCUGCUUGCGCUUCCUCUUUUUGUGCUUCCUCUUCUUGCGCUUCCUCUGCUUGCGCUUCCUCUUCUUGCGCUCCUCUACUUGUGCUUCCUCUGCUUGUGCUUCCUCUCCUUGCGCAUCCUCUGCUUGUGCUUCCUCUGCUUCCGCUUCCUCUACUUGUGCUUCCUCUGCUUGCGCUUCCUCUGCUUGUGCUUCCUCUGCUUGUGCUUCCUCUGCUUGCGCUUCUUUGCUUGUGUUUCCUAUGCUUGUGCUUCCUCUACUUGCGCUUCCUCUGCUUGUGCUUCCUCUGCUUGCGCUUCCUCUGCUGUUGCUUCCUCUGCUUGCGCUUCCUCUGCUUGCGCUUCCUCUGCUUGCGCUUCCUCUGCUUGUGCUUCCUCUGCUUGCGCUCCUCUGCUUGUGCUUCCUUUGCUUGUGCUUCCUCUGCUUGCGCAUCGUCUGCUUGUGCUUCCUCUGCUUGCGCUUCCUCUGCGUGUGCUUCCUCUGCUUGCGCUUCCUCAGCUUGCAUUUCCUUUGCUUGCGCUUCCUCUGCUUGUGCUUCCUCUGCUUGCGCUUCUUUGCUUGUGUUUCCUAUGCUUGUGCUUCCUCUACUUGCGCUUCCUCUGCUUGUGCUUCCUCUGCUUGCGCUUCCUCUGCUGUUGCUUCCUCUUCUUGUGCUUCCUCUGCUUGCGCUUCCUCUGCUUGCGCUUCCUCUGCUUGUGCUUCCUCUGCUUGCGCUCCUCUGCUUGUGCUUCCUUUGCUUGUGCUUCCUCUGCUUGCGCAUCCUUGCAUUUCCUUUGCUUGCGCUUCCUCUGCUUGUGCUUCCUCUGCUUGCGCUUCUUUGCUUGUGUUUCCUAUGCUUGUGCUUCCUCUACUUGCGCUUCCUCUGCUUGUGCUUCCUCUGCUUGCGCUUCCUCUGCUGUUGCUUCCUCUUCUUGUGCUUCCUCUGCUUGCGCUUCCUCUGCUUGCGCUUCCUCUGCUUGUGCUUCCUCUGCUUGUGCUCCUCUGCUUGUGCUUCCUUUGCUUGUGCUUCCUCUGCUUGCGCAUCGUCUGCUUGUGCUUCCUCUGCUUGCGCUUCCUCUGCGUGUGCUUCCUCUGCUUGCGCUUCCUCUGCUUGCAUUUCCUUUGCUUGCGCUUCCUCUACUUGUGCUUCCUCUGCUUGCGCUUCCUCUGCUUGCGCUUCCUCUACUUGUGCUUACACUCCUUGCGCUUCCUCUACUUGCGCUUCCUCUGAAGGUGCUUCCUUUGCUUGCGCUUCCUCUUCUUGUGCUACCUCUGCUUGUGCUUCCUCUGCUUGCGCUUCCUUUGCUUGCACUUCCUCUGCUUGUGCUUCCUCUGCUUGCGCUUCCUCUGCUUGUGCUUUCUCUGCUUGUGCUUCCUUUGCUUGCGUUUCCUCUGCUUGUGCUUCUUCAGCUUGCGCUUCCUUUGCUUGUUCUUCCUCUACUUGUGCUUCCUCUGCUUGUGCUUCCUCUGCUUGUGCUUCCUCUGCAUGUGCUUCCUCUACUUGUGCUUCCUCUGCUUGUGCUUCCUCUGCUUGCGCUUCCUCUGCUUGUGCUUCCUCUGCUUGUGCUUCCUUCGCUUGUGCUUCCUCUGCUUGCGCUUCCUCUGCUUGCGCUCCUCUCCUUGUGCUUCCUCUACUUGUGCUUCCUCUGCUUGUGCUUCCUCUGCUUGCGCUUCCUCUGCUUGUGCUUCCUCUGCUUUUGCUUCCUUCGCUUGUGCUUCCUCUGCUUGCGCUUCCUCUGCUUGCGCUCCUCUACUUGUGCUUCCUCUGCUUGUGCUUCCUCUGCUUACGCUUCCUCUGCUUGCGCUUCCUCUACUUGUGCUUCCUUGCUUGUGCUUCCUCUGCUUGCGCUUCCUCUGCUUGUGCUUCUUCUGCUUGUGCUUCCGCUACUUACGCUUCCUCUGCUUGUGCUUCCUCUACUUCCGUUUCCUCUGCUUGCACUUCCUCUACUUGCGCUCCUCUUCUUGUGCUUCCUCUGCUUGUGCUUCCUCUGCUUGCGCUUCCUCUGGUUGUACUUCCUCCGCUUGCGCUUCCUCUUCUUGUGCUUCCUCUGCUUGCGCUUCCUCUGCUUGCGCUCCUCUGCUUGUGCUUCCUCUGCUUUUGCUCCCUCUUUUUACGCUUCCUCUGCUUGUGCUUCCUCUGCUUGCGCUUCCUCUGCUUGUGCUUCCUCUGCUUACGCUUCCUCUGCUUGCGCCUCCUCUGCUCGCGCUUCCUCCGCUUGUGCUUCCUCUGCUUGUGCUUCCUCUGCUUGCGCUUCCUCUACUUGUGCUUCCUCUACUUGUCUUCCUCUGCUUGCGCUUCCUCUGCUUGCGCUUCCUCUACUAACGCUUCCUCUGCUUGCGCUUCCUAUGCCUGUGCUUCCUCUACUUGCGCUUCCUCUGCUUGUGCUUCCUCUACUUGCGCUUCCUUUGCUUGCGCUUCGUUUGCUUGCGCUUCCUGUGCUUGCGCUUCCUCUGCUUGCGCUACCUCUACUUGCGCUCCUCUGCUUGUGCUUCCUCUGCUUGUGCCUCCUCUGCUUGUGCUUGCUCUGCUUGCGCUUCCUCUGCUUGUGCUUCCUCUGCUUGCACUUCCUCUGCUUGUGCUUCCUCUGCUUGUGCUUCCUCGAAAUGGGCUUCCUCUUCAUGUGCUUCCUCUGCUUGCGCUUCUUCUGCUUGUGCUUCCAUAGCUUGUGCUUCCUCUGCUUGCGCUUCCUCUACUUGCGCUUCUUCUGCUUGUGCUUCAUCUACUUGCGCUUCCUCUGCUUGUGCUUCCUCUUUUUGCAUUUCCUCUGCUUGCACUUCCUCUGCUUGCGCUCCUCUGCUUGUGCUUCCUCUGCUUAUGCUUCCUCUGCUUGCGCUUUCUCUGCUUUUGCUUCCUCCGCUUGCUCUUCCUCUUCUUGUGCUUCCUUUGCUUGCGCUUCCUCUGCUUGCGCUCCUCUGCUUGUGCUUCCUCUGCUUUUGCUUCCUCUACUUGUGCUUCCUCUUCUUGCGCUUCCUCUGCUUGUGCUUCCUCUGCUUGCGCUUCCUCUUCUUGUGCUUCCUCUGCUUACGCUUCCUCUGCUUGCGCUUCCUCUACUCGCGCUUCCUCUGCUUGUGCUUACUCUGCUUGUGCUUCCUCUGCUUGUGCUUCCUCAACUUGCGCUUCCUCUGCUUGCGCUUCCUCUGGUUGUGACUCCUCAGCUUCCGCUUCCUCUGCUUGCGCUUCCUCUUCUUGUGCUUCCUCUUCUUGCGCUUCCUCUGCUUGCGCUUCCUCUGCUUGCGCUCCUCUACUUGUGCUUCCUCUGCUUGUGCUUCCUCUCCUUGCGCAUCCUCUGCUUGUGCUUCCUCGGCUUUCGCUUCCUCUACUUGUGCUUCCUCUGCUUGCGCUUCCUCUGCUUUUGCUUCCUCUGCUUGUGCUUCCUCUGCUUGCGCUUCUUUGCUUGUGUUUCCUAUGCUUGUGCUUCCUCUACUUGCGCUUCCUCUCCUUGUGCUUCCUCUGCUUGCGCUUCCUCUGCUGUUGCUUCCUCUGCUUGUGCUUCCUCUUCUUGUGCUUCCUCUGCUUGCGCUUCCUCUGCUUGCGCUUCCUCUGCUUGUGCUUCCUCUGCUUGCGCUCCUCUGCUUGUGCUUCCUUUGCUUGUGCUUCCUCUGCUUGCGCAUUGUCUGCUUGUGCUUCCUCUGCUUGCGCUUCCUUUGCGUGUGCUUCCUCUGCUUGCGCUUCCUCUGCUUGCAUUUCCUUUGCUUGCGCUUCCUCUGCUUGUGCUUCCUCUGCUUGCGCUUCCUCUGCUUGCGCUUCCUCUACUUGUGCUUCCACUCCUUGCGCUUCCUCUGCUUGCGCUUCCUCUGAAGGUGCUUCCUUUGCUUGCGCUUCCUCUUCUUGUGCUACCUCUACUUGUGCUUCCUCUGCUUGCGCUUCCUUUGCUUGCACUUCCUUUGCUUGUGCUUCCUCUGCUUGCGCUUCCUCUGCUUGUGCUUUCUCUGCUUGUGCUUCCUUUGCUUGCGUUUCCUCUGCUUGUGCUUCUUCAGCUUGCGCUUCCUUUGCUUGUUCUUCCUCUACUUGUGCUUCCUCUGCUUGUGCUUCCUCUGCUUGUGCUUCCUCUGCAUGUGCUUCCUCUACUUGUGCUUCCUCUGCUUGUGCUUCCUCUGCUUGCGCUUCCUCUGCUUGUGCUUCCUCUGCUUGUGCUUCCUUCGCUUGUGCUUCCUCCGCUUGCGCUUCCUCUGCUUGCGCUCCUCUCCUUGUGCUUCCUCUGCUUGUGCUUCCUCUGCUUACGCUUCCUUUUUGCGCUUCCUCUACUUGUGCUUCCUUGCUUGUGCUUCCUCUGCUUGCGCUUCCUCUGCUUGUGCUUCUUCCGCAUGUGCUUCCUCUACUUGCGCUUCCUCUGCAGGUGCUUCCUCUACUUCCGUUUCCUCUGCUUGCACUUCCUCUGCUUGCGCUCCUCUUCUUGUGCUUCCUCUGCUUGUGCUUCCUCUGCUUGCGCUUCCUCUGGUUGUGCUUCCUCCGCUUGCGCUUCCUCUUCUUGUGCUUCCUCUGCUAGCGCUUCCUCUGCUUGCGCUCCUCUGCUUGUGCUUCCUCUGCUUGUGCUCCCUCUUCUUACGCUUCCUCUGCUUGUGCUUCCUCUGCUUGCACUUCCUCUGCUUGUGCUUCCUCUGCUUACGCUUCCUCUGCUUGCGCUUCCUCUGCUCGCGCUUCCUCCGCUUGUGCUUCCUCUGCUUGUGCUUCCUUUUCUUGUGCUUCCUCUCCUUGUGCUUCCUCUGCUUGUGCUUCCUCUUCUUGUGCUUCCUCUGCUUGCGCUUCCUCUGCUUGCGCUUCCUCUGCUUCUGCUUCCUCUGCUUGCGCUUCCUCUUCUUGUGCUUCCUCUUCUUGCGCUUCCUCUGCUUGCGCUUCCUCUGCUUGCGCUCCUCUACUUGUGCUUCCUCUGCUUGUGCUUCCUCUCCUUGCGCAUCCUCUGCUUGUGCUUCCUCUGCUUUCGCUUCCUCUACUUGUGCUUCCUCUGCUUGCGCUUCCUCUGCUUUUGCUUCCUCUGCUUGUGCUUCCUCUGCUUGCGCUUCUUUGCUUGUGUUUCCUAUACUUGUGCUUCCUCUACUUGCGCUUCCUCUCCUUGUGCUUCCUCUGCUUGCGCUUCCUCUGCUGUUGCUUCCUCUGCUUGUGCUUCCUCUUCUUGUGCUUCCUCUGCUUGCGCUUCCUCUGCUUGCGCUUCCUCUGCUUGUGCUUCCUCUGCUUGCGCUCCUCUGCUUGUGCUUCCUUUGCUUGUGCUUCCUCUGCUUGCGCAUCGUCUUCUUGUGCUUCCUCUGCUUGCGCUUCCUUUGCCUUGUGCUUCCUCUGCUUGCGCUUCCUUUGCUUGCACUUCCUCUGCUUGUGCUUCCUCUGCUUGCGCUUCCUCUGCUUGUGCUUUCUCUGCUUGUGCUUCCUUUGCUUGCGUUUCCUCUGCUUGUGCUUCUUCAGCUUGCGCUUCCUUUGCUUGUUCUUCCUCUACUUGUGCUUCCUCUGCUUGUGCUUCCUCUGCUUGUGCUUCCUCUGCAUGUGCUUCCUCUACUUGUGCUUCCUCUGCUUGUGCUUCCUCUGCUUACGCUUCCUCUGCUUGUGCUUCCUCUGCUUGUGCUUCCUUCGCUUGUGCUUCCUCUGCUUGCGCUUCCUCUGCUUGCGCUCCUCUCCUUGUGCUUCCUCUGCUUGUGCUUCCUCUGCUUACGCUUCCUUUUUGCGCUUCCUCUACUUGUGCUUCCUUGCUUGUGCUUCCUCUGCUUGCGCUUCCUCUGCUUGUGCUUCUUCCGCAUGUGCUUCCUCUACUUGCGCUUCCUCUGCAGGUGCUUCCUCUACUUCCGUUUCCUCUGCUUGCACUUCCUCUGCUUGCGCUCCUCUUCUUGUGCUUCCUCUGCUUGUGCUUCCUCUGCUUGCGCUUCCUCUGGUUGUGCUUCCUCCGCUUGCGCUUCCUCUUCUUGUGCUUCCUCUGCUUGCGCUUCCUCUGCUUGCGCUCUUCUGCUUGUGCUUCCUCUGCUUGUGCUCCCUCUUCUUACGCUUCCUCUGCUUGUGCUUCCUCUGCUUGCACUUCCAUUGCUUGUGCUUCCUCUGCUUACGCUUCCUCUGCUUGCGCUUCCUCUGCUCGCGCUUCCUCCGCUUGUGCUUCCUCUGCUUGUGCUUCCUCUUCUUGUGCUUCCUCUCCUUGUUCUUCCUCUGCUUGUGCUUCCUCUUCUUGUGCUUCCUCUGCUUGCGCUUCCUCUGCUUGCGCUUCCUCUAGUUGUGACUCCUCUGCUUGCGCUUCCUCUACUUGCGCUUCCUCUCCUUGCGCAUCCUCUGCUUGCGCUUCCUUUGCUUGCGCUUCCUCAGCUUGCGCUUCCUCUGCUUGCGCUCCUCUGCUUGUGCUUCCUCUGCUUACGCUUCCUCUGCUUGCGCUUCCUCUGCUCGCGCUUCCUCUGCUUGUGCUUCCUCUGCUUGUGCUUCCUCUUCUUGUGCUUCCUCUGCUUGUGCUUCCUCUGCUUGAUUUUCCUCUUUUUGUGCUUCCUCUGCUUGCGCUUCCUCUGCUUGCACUUCCUCUGGUUGUGACUCCUUUGCUUGUGCUUCCUCUGCUUGUGCUUCCUCUGCUUGCGCUUCCUCUGCUUGUGCUUCCUCUGCUUACGCUUCCUCUGCUUGCGCUUCCUCAACUCGCGCUUCCUCUGCUUGUGCUUCCUCUGCUUUUGCUUCCUCUGCUUGUGCUUCCUCAACUUGCGCUUCCUCUGCUUGCGCUUCCUCUGGUUGUGACUCCUCAGCUUCCGCUUCCUCUGCUAGCGCUUCCUCUGCUUGUGCUUCCUCUUCUUGCGCUUCCUCUGCUUGCGCUUCCUCUGCUUGCGCUCCUCUGCUUGUGCUUCCUCUGCUUGUGCUUCCUUUGCUUGCCUUGCGCUUCCUUUGCUUGUUCUUCCUCUGCUUGUGCUUCCUCUUCUUAUGCUUCCUCUGCUUGUGCUUCCUCUGCAUGUGCUUCCUCUACUUGUGCUUCCUCUGCUUGUGCUUCCUCUGCUUGA